UAAGGAGGCUCGGUUGAGUUGGGGGCGGAGCGCACGACAGGUCAUGAUGCUGAGGAAACUUCUGCUCACUCCCACUUCCCGCCGAGCUCUCUCCAAUGGCUUCUUCUUCAGCUCCCGGAACCCCACGCCUUCUCCCCCUCUGCCCCCAGCUCCGUGGAGGUCUCUUGGGUCUCCCCUCUUCUUCUCCACAUCUGAACAAGCAGAAGGCGAGCCUAGCAAUUCCGCUUCUUCGACGAUCUCCAUUGACCGCUCCGGGCUCUACAAUCCUCCUGAGCACUCGCACGAACAGUCCUCGGACUCGGAGCUCGUCAAGCACCUCAAGGGAAUCAUCAAGUUCCGGGGUGGACCCAUUUCAGUCGCCGAGUAUAUGGAGGAAGUUCUGACCAAUCCUAAAGCUGGAUUCUAUAUCAACCGUGAUGUUUUUGGAGCACAGGGUGAUUUCAUAACUUCUCCUGAAGUUAGUCAGAUGUUUGGUGAGAUGGUUGGUGUUUGGGCAAUGUGCCUGUGGGAGCAAAUGGGACAACCAAAAGAUGUCAACCUUGUUGAGCUGGGGCCUGGACGAGGAACUCUCAUGGCCGAUCUUCUUCAUGGUGCAUCCAAGUUCAAGAACUUCACGGAGUCACUCCAUGUACACAUGGUAGAAUGUAGUCCAGCAUUACAGCAACUUCAGCGUAAGACCUUAAAGUGCAUUGACAAAGCCGACACUUCUGAGAAUGCUGAGAAUGCAGAGAGCAGUGUAAUCAGUACCUUAGCAGGGAACCCUGUUUCUUGGCAUGCCAGCUUGGAGCAAGUUCCAUCUGGAUUGCCAACCAUUAUAAUUGCUCACGAGUUCUAUGAUGCUUUACCAGUGCAUCAAUUUCAGAAAGCUUCUCGUGGUUGGUGUGAAAAAAUGGUUGAUGUUCAAGAAGACUCUUCGUUUCGUUUUGUCCUCUCUCCACAGCCAACCCCCUCAAAUCUCUAUCUUCUGAAACGCUUCAAAUGGGCUGCACCUGAAGAAAUUGCAAAUUUAGAACAAGUUGAGGUUUGCCCCAAAGGUAUGGACUUGACUCAGAAAAUCUCCAAGAUAAUAAGCGCAUAUGGAGGCGGGGCUCUUAUAAUUGAUUAUGGUCUGAAUGGAGUCGUCUCGGAAAGCCUGCAGGCAAUACGAAAGCACAAGUUUGUCGACAUACUCGAUGAUCCUGGUUCUGCUGAUCUCAGUGCAUAUGUUGAUUUUCCUGCCAUAAAAUAUUCUGCCGAGGAGGUUUCAGAGGAUGUGUCGGUUUAUGGCCCGAUGACGCAGUCCCAGUUUCUCAGCGCUCUCGGCAUAAACUUCAGAGUUGAAGCAUUGCUGCAGAACUGCACAGAUGAGCAAGCUGAAUCUUUAAGGACAGGAUACUGGCGUUUGGUGGGUGACGGUGAGGCCCCGUUUUGGGAAGGGCCCGACGAUCAAGUGCCCAUUGGUAUGGGCACCCGAUACUUGGCAAUGGCUAUCGUGAACAAGAAACAGGGGGUUCCUGUUCCCUUCCAAUAAAUACGCAGUGCGAAUUCAUCUGCUGAGAGACUUUACAAAGAUACUGUAGGUUGAUUAAUGUGUCCUACAUAAUCUUUUAUCAUUUACCAGAAGGUUUUCCUUA
This is a messenger RNA of Punica granatum (pomegranate), 1613 nucleotides long. Lineage: Eukaryota; Viridiplantae; Streptophyta; Magnoliopsida; Myrtales; Lythraceae. The record is from RefSeq and is a predicted model, not a curated record.